This is a messenger RNA of Penaeus indicus, 655 nucleotides long. Its product is annotated as proteasome activator complex subunit 4B-like. The record is from RefSeq and is a predicted model, not a curated record. Lineage: Eukaryota; Metazoa; Arthropoda; Malacostraca; Decapoda; Penaeidae. Gene Ontology annotation, cellular component: cytosol; nucleus. The transcript has 3 exons. Gene Ontology annotation, molecular function: peptidase activator activity; proteasome binding. Gene Ontology annotation, biological process: proteasomal ubiquitin-independent protein catabolic process. Bases 176 to 631 code for a protein of 151 amino acids.
AUUCCCUUCCUCCUCGCAUGAGCCUCGAGCCCUGGAGUGACGUAAACAACAUGGCGCAACACAAGAGCAGAAAUCAUCGUGAAAGUGCGACGUUUUAGUGUGCUGCUGUGACUUGACGUAAGGACUAUGAGUGCGUGUCUUUGAGGCCGAGACGAGACGUUUGAACCGAGAGAUCAUGGAGGAGGAGGACAGCGGCCUCGGGUACAAGCCCCAGAAACAGGUCAUUUACAACAAGCUGCUGCCUUAUUCUGAGGAAAUUCGAGAGGAAAUUAUCGAGCAGUUCAGUAACAUUAAGAUAAAUUUGGCCAAAGCAGUGGUGUUGCGAGAUAUAAGGCCAGGAUGUGUCCAUUGGGUCGCCAAGCUGUCCAGAUUUGUGAAUCUGUAUGGAAUAUGCAUCUCCAAAGAAGAUCACAUAUAUAUGGUAAAGCUCCUGUACGAGCUUUCAGUGAACCCCCAGCAGGAGUACUGGGUCACUGCCAAGUUUGCACAAAUGCUAACAAUUUUGUUAAAAAAGAGAGAGUUGCUCGCCCCAGAUGAUCUGGUGCUCAAUUGGCGCCCACUUUACGAUCUCUAUGAGAGCCUCUUCUACAACUCCUACUAUACCAUUGGGAUGCUGAUGCUGCCUGCGUAAGUAUGAUUGCGUUUUCUUUCGGUU